CAUGUGCAACACAAAGGGAGCCAGCUUUUCUGGGGCCUCCCAGUUCUACACAGCGAGUCCCUGGUGGGUCACAGCAGAGUGCCUGAUGCCUCACUAGAGUUUUCUACCAUUUUAUUCAAUGGACUCUGUAAUUAUGUCCCGGCACUAAUUCAGUCCAGUGUUUCUCCACAACUCUUUCCCCCUCGGGUCCACCAAGUGGCCCAGCCCCACACAUUCACUCCAGCUCUGCCUUCAUCUCAACUCCCAUCUGUGUGUCAGAAACAGAUCCAGGAACAAGUUCCAUCUCUCUCAGUUGCCCCUUGCCAUUCACCUCAAGCCAUUUCUAGUCAUAAAGAUCCAAAACGGAAACAAUAUAUUUCAUGUACUGUUCAACAUCUACAACGUGAAUUUUUGAAGGAGCCAGAGGAAAAGAAAGAUUUUCCUCCUCAGUUCAAAAAACCUCAGAAAGUCUUUAGCCAGCCUGCUGACAAACAUGGGGUCAUCCAGGAAAAUAAGUCCCCUGGAAAGAUCUCAGUAGAUAUUAUCUACUGUAAGGUCCGGGAACAACUGGAGGAACAUGUUCAAAAAAGAUUGAUGUGUGGGCUGCCCCCGAAGGCUCACCUCUUUCUGGACAGGGUAAACAACCCAGGAACAAGGAAGACCAAGGAAAAUUGUGAGCCUUCCCAGACUUCAGUGAUUUCAGAUAAAAGCAGUCAGGUCAUACAAAAAACCAUGUCAGAGUUCCCAGAAAUAUCCCAGGUAGAGAAACACUCAAGCAAUGACCUGCAGGAGGCACCAAAAGACCUAUCCAAGAGUCUAGAAAUCUCUGCAGUAAAUAUCCUAGAGUUCAUCUGUGAUCCAGAAUCACCCAGGAAGGGGUUCAGACACUAAGAAGUGUUAGGCAAUGAUUCCGCAAGCAGGCCAGAUAAGAAGAAUGUAGAAGACAGUGAGAGAAUUUGUCCAGGUGGGAAGGUUGAGCAGACAGGAGGAAGAAUCCCUGUGGGUAAUGGUCUUUCCACCCUUACUGUAGACCAUGCCUUUGACCAUCCUGUAAACUCAAACAUCCCCAUGAAAACUGGGGAUGAACCAUCUUUGAAGGGUGAGGGGUAUGGCAGGAACACCCAGAACCUCUCUGUCCUUGAUGCUGGGUCUGAACAGGUGCUGGAAGCACAUUUGAAAAGGUUCUGUGUGAGACACAGGUGGGGCCUAGCCUUCAAGGUCAUCAUGGUCAUUUUGAAACAGAUAAAGACUUGCACCUCACUGCUUCCACAGCCUGCUUCUUCCUCCUCAGCCUCCCAAAACUGCAAGGCUGACUCCACUAGCCAGCAUGUCUGUUUUCAGGGAGAACUAUCUCAGAGUAUUCCAAGAGACAACAUGAAAACAACUAUAUCUGUUCUCAAAAUACAAGGUUGUGUCACUGGUCCCUCAGUCAAAUAUCUGAACGAGAGAAUGUCUGCUGAUGACCAUGGACCCUCAGAAGCUGCACCAACUAGACGAGAGACCAGCCUCAGUGCUCAGUCCCAUAUGUACUGCCCUGAGAGCAGACCCCAGCAUCCUGAUACUGUCUCAAGGCCAGGGAGAGGCAGCGUUGGUCCAAGUCCAAUCACAGUAAUGGGCAAAUAUCAGCCUCAGGAGCAAAGAGGUGUGGUCUCCAUAGACCCUUCCCAUCAUGGCUUGACAGGGGAGGUGAAUGUAGGCUCUCCACGUUCAAGGGACAGAGACAUCCAGAAGACAGUGGAGACAGAGGUGAAGAAAUUCUCAGACUGGGAAGUUGCUAAGGGAUCCAGCAGGAUGUCACCCUCCCCAAAUCUUAAUGUGAGCCCCAGGAGUUUAAAGUCUCUGGGAUUCAAGAAAAGCCUGCCCUCCCCCAAAAUUUGUGCUUUGAAGGAGCCAGAAGACUUCUACUUGGGUGCACAGGCGGCGUGGAAAAACAAGAGUCAGGAUUUGCCCAGCAGCUUCCUCCGGAAAGACUUUGCCCCUGGCAAAGUCUUUCAAGACUCUGCCUCAGAGAUGCCCCUCACCAAAGACAUCCAGGCUUCUCGGGCCCAUAGAGCCAACACCCAAAGAGCAUCCACUAGCAGCAUAUCACCUUCUCAAGGGAUAGUCAACCUUUUAAUAGGGGACAGAAUGAGCAAGGAUCAAAAGGAGCCCAGGAUCUCAAAACUCCAGAAUCCACAGCAGAUCAAGAGCAAGAGAUUUGGUCCACCAGAGAGUGGAGGGCACUUUGUGAGCCCCAGUAAAAUGAUCACUGGUUGCCCAAAACCUUCCAGAGGGAUAUGCCACCUCUCAGGGAGGGACACAUGGGGCCAGGAACAAAAGGAGCCCAGGGUGUCCAAAUCCCAGGAGCCCAGCAUGAGCAAUUGCCACCUAAUCGCUUCACCUGAGAAGAGAGGGAACUUUGAGAGUUCCAAAUCAGGAGGGAAGGAUGAGCAAUGUGCCGGAAGAAGGGGGGUUGGAGAGCUGAAGCCCCCUUCUCAGGUCAGGGAGGUCAGAGGUAUCACAGGAGGCAAGAUUCUGCCCGAGCCAGAAAAGAAAACGUCACCUUCAGAAGCUACCAUUGGGAACCGAGUCAGGAACUUUCUGCAGAACAUACUGCCCAAGAAAGACAGAGCCGAGGCAGAGCCCCUGCAGAAAGCCAAGCCCCCAGCCCAAAGUCAAGGAUCAGGCACAAAAGGCAGAGUAUUUAGGGACACAGGCAGUGCGGAAGCCCAGGUAAUCAUGACCACUGUUGGACGGAUCUUAAAGGACAAACUAAGGCUACACCAUGAAUUUUCUGCCUCAAAAGAAAAUUUGCAGAAAGGGGCACCCCAGGUAGAUAGGUGGUCCGCCUGCCACAAGAAUGCUUCCUCUCCACAGCAAAAGAGAAUCCUGAGCAACAUGGCCUGUGGUCCACAGGCCAGGCCCCAGCGCCCCAGCCAUGUGACUAAUGGAAGCCUGAGCAGAGACAAGUCAAGCAAUCCUGCCUUCCCACCCAGGGAGCCUGGGCCCCUACCUGGUCACUUCCACAGGAGGCCCAUGGGGGCUGGAGCCUCAGAGCCCCCUGUUCACUGCCCCAGGCACUGUGCCAUUCAGAGAACUGUGUUCCCCAAUCAGUCACAUAAUGCUUCCCAUAUCCGUCCUGGGGAAAAAUCUUUGCUGAGCAAACCUGCUCUGUCUCAUCCAGGCAGGUCUUAUAUGGACCAAGGUCAUCUUUCUACAGAGAUGUCUGUGGAAUCCCAAUAAAUGACUUUUUCUCAUCAGA
Molecule: messenger RNA, 3220 nt
Organism: Cavia porcellus (domestic guinea pig)
Lineage: Eukaryota; Metazoa; Chordata; Mammalia; Rodentia; Caviidae
Product: spermatogenesis-associated protein 31-like
Source: RefSeq, a predicted model, not a curated record